AGCAACCUCUACGCGACUGGAUUUGCGCACAUUAACUGCUCUCUCUCUUUCUGCCCUGCAGUGGCGCAUGUUAGCAUUCAGCACACUUGUGCUACAACCUCGGCGCAUGUUAGUCACCUUUCCAGGUCGGACUCCUUCCCAGCUUGAUACCCACGCUCUCUCUCUCUCUCUCUCUCUCUGGAAAUUCACUCGCUUUCUCCAGCAUCUUCAUUUCCUUGUAAUUUCGUUGUUCGUCACUUCUCAUUGCAGUAAUGUUUACCAAAUUCAACUAUCUCAGCAUGUCAAUAUGGGCUUCUUGAAAAGCUGGCGUCAGUGGAGUUGUUUCAGGAAAUAGACACCUGUGAGGUUCUUCUUGUGUGAGUGACAUUGGUGAAACCCCCUUUAGUCCCUGAGGCAAUAACAUGAAGAAGCCAGAUAGCCAUAAAAAUUAUUCUAAUAAAGAAGACCUGCCGCGAAAUGAUCUUUGGACAGAUGGACUUAUUUGUGCUUUCGAAUUCAUUCGUGGCCGAAAAAAACCAAUUAGUUCAGGAUCUGGUUCAAAGAUCCCAGCCACACAGCAUAUAGAUGGUGAAUAUUCAAUGAUUCGCGUGCCUGAACAUGGACAAGCUGAGGUUUCGUCCCCAAGGCUAGAUAAGAAUAAACUAAAUGAUCCCAGGAGCAGUGAGACUUCUUCUUUUGAUAACUACAAAUAUAGCCAAAUCCAUCAAUCAAGCCAAUUGCAUGGUGUAGAUAGACUUGAUUGUAGUCACUGGGUACCAAUUGGCUGGGCUAGAAUUUCAGAACUUGUGAAAACUGUACAAGUGGACACAGACUUGCUCUUGCAGCAGUUUGAGUCCGUGGAUGAUGAAUCUGAUCUGACUGUUGCAGAUUUAGCAGCUCCAUACUGGGAGCGCCCGGCAGGGCCCAUAUGGUGGUGCCAUGUCCUUGCAAAUAACCCCUCUGUGCAGGCAUGGCUCAGCAAGGCCGAGUUCUUACAUCCAGCUGUAAGUUUAGCUUUAAGAGAUGAAAGUCGCCUGAUUAGUGAGAAGAUGAAACACCUUCUAUAUGAGGUCCCAGUUAGGGUUGCUGGAGGGCUGUUAUUUGAGCUCUUGGGACAAUCAGUUGGUGAUCCUUUUGUUGAUGAAGACGAUAUCCCCAUUGUACUUCGGUCCUGGCAAGCACAAAACUUCCUAAUAACUGCAUUGCAUGUAAAAGGACAAGUUUCCAGAACAAAUGUGUUGGGCAUCGCAGAAGUUCAGGAGCUUCUUUCUACUGGAGGUUAUAUUGCACCAAGAACAGUGCAUGAAGUCAUAGCACAUCUAGUUGGCCGCCUUACUCGAUGGGAUGAUAGGCUAUUUCGUAAAGACAUAUUUGGGGAGGCAGAUGAGAUUGAAUUGAAGUUCAUGAACAGGAGAAACCAUGAAGAUAUGCAUCUCUUUAGUAUAAUUCUCAACCAAGAAAUCAGAAGGCUAUCAAGACAGGUGAUCAGAGUGAAGUGGUCACUUCAUGCAAGAGAGGAAAUCGUUUUUGAGCUUCUCCAACAUUUGAGAGGAAAUGCAGCAAGAAGCUUAUUAGAGGGCAUAAGAAAAACUACAAGACAGAUGAUUGAGGAGCAAGAAGCUGUUCGUGGCCGCUUGUUUACCAUUCAAGACGUGAUGCAAAGUACAGUCCGUGCGUGGUUGCAGGAUAAAAGCCUGCGAGUAACCCACAAUCUCACUGUAUUUGGGGGCUGCGGCCUUGUUCUUUCUAUAAUCACUGGGCUAUUUGGGAUCAAUGUUGAUGGAAUCCCUGGAGCAGACAAUACACCAUAUGCAUUUGGUUUAUUUGCGGCUGUCCUCUUUUGCUUAGGAGUUCUACUGAUUGCUGUUGGACUACUUUAUCUUGGGUUUAAAAAGCCUGUUACUGAGAAGCAGGUUGCAGUUAGGAUGUUGGAGCUGCAACAGUUAGUCAAUAUGUUUCAGCAUGAGGCAGAGACUCAUGCCCAAGUUCGAAAAAAAUUUUCUAGGAAUAGCUUACCCCCGACUGCUGGCGACACGGUCGCGGACAACUCAGAAUAUGUCCUCAUACAGUGACAUUGUUGUAUGCUUGUUGAGGACAUAUUCUACACCAUUUGGUGGUGACUAGUAUUCUGGCUGAAAAAGAAAAUGUAGUGACUGGUCUUGGCUGAUUGCAACUACUUGUAAAUUUGCAUGGAAUCGGAAUCGACAUCUAUUUUCAGUUGGGGAU
This is a messenger RNA of Corylus avellana, 2205 nucleotides long. NCBI's taxonomy places the organism in Eukaryota, Viridiplantae, Streptophyta, Magnoliopsida, Fagales, Betulaceae. The record is from RefSeq and is a predicted model, not a curated record.